CUUGUAAAUUCAGUGUUUAUAUGAAUCUAUAUAUCUAUAUACAAAAGAAAAAUUCCAUCAGAAUUUUGCACUAGUGUUACAAAGAGGAAAGAAAAUAUUUACAUUUGUGCAUAAUUUUUUUUUUGUGAUAUGGCAGCUUGGGCGUAAAAUUUCCGUUUCGAUUGGAACAAUCGACAAUCAACGCAACACGUAAAAAAAACCAACAAAAACAAAAACAAAAAAUUUCUUGAAAAAUCUGACGAUAGUUUAACUUUCGACAUUCUGAUGAGGAUUUUCAAAUAAAAUACAAAAUUUUACGUGAAAUUAUAAGAACAAACCAAUUUUCGGGAAUUUUGUCCGUCAUUCAACAGCUGCCAGUGGAGUGCACGCAGUGUGACCGUUCACUGGUCCGAUCAAAGUCGUUCUACUGCAAAUAAAUUGCGCGUUUGCUUGCAGAGCUUAUGAUAUAAUGUCGCGUACGUUGAGCCAAUUAUUUGGACGAUGCCUUUUGGGCCAGUCCUACGUGAAGCCCAUGCAGGCGAAUAGUAUGUUGAGAAAUCUGCUUAGUCCGCAGCCAAUGCAAUCGGCGUGCGGUGGACGCAUUGCAUCCUAUUCGAAACGAAACGGUCCACCACCGGAUGCAGGCGAACCCUUCAAAACCGUGUCCAAAUCACGCGGCGUUGACGAUGACGAUCUCAACAGUCUGGAGGAGGAACCCAAUUGGGAACUGACUUCCCAACGCCACAAUCGCUUCUAUUUACCGAAUGCCACAGGUCCCGCCUGGCAGGGCGAUACAUCUACAGUUGGCCUAUUGGAGCCGCUGGCAAAUUUAGUCAAUUUCUUCAAGGAUGUGAACGUAGACAAGUCACGCUUAGAAUUCUCAUGCUGCCAGUGUCCGGUGUUGAUACGUGAUUCAAUUUUCGAGCUCUUCCCAGUGCGUGCCAUCGGCCAAAAAGACUAUGCCAUAACACUUCUAACACUGAGCUACGAAGGCGACAUUGAAAAAGGUGCAGCAAAGUUUGUGCUCGCUGCCAGGGAAAUCAGUGACCGUUUACUCUCGUUGGGCUAUUGGGCAGACUUUCUAAACCCAUUCAGUGGCAGGCCAUACUUUUUACCUAGAGACGCCUCAGUAUUGUACAAACAAGACUAUCGCUUUCGUGGCCUCAAUAUGCGACUAUCCAAUCACAAUGACUGCGUCCUCAUAGCUGCCGAGGAGAACGACAGCGUUUACUUCUCGGGCACCAUAUUCUGCACGGCGCCCAACAACUACAGUCUGCUCGUGGAGCUGCUUGCGCCGGCAGAGUUUAAAAUUCGAUUCGAAGAUGUGCCCCAAUGACGCAGUGGAAAGCGACAUAUAAAAAUAUCAGUUUUGUAGUACAAUUUCAGUUUAGCCAACAAACUAUGGCCCGCCCCCACACAGCUCAGCUGAGGCUGGCCAGCGACAGAUAGCAACGCAGGAUGACACAAGUCCGUAGCCGUUCUCAGUGGUGACGAUGUCUUUAAAUGUCAAGUUUUUGUUCCUUGUCACAAAUAUUUGUGUACAAACUAUUUACACCCUCAUAAGUUUGUAAUACACGAAAUCAAAUACAUAUAUGUACAUGCGUAUAUAUGUAUAUGUAUAUGUAUAUAUGAAAUAUAUAUGUAUAUGUAUACAUGUAUAUAUAUAGACAGUAUAAGAUACAUAUAUAUAUGACAAUAUACGAAUGAGCUAAUUAUUUCUCUAA
Molecule: messenger RNA, 1703 nt
Organism: Drosophila mojavensis
Lineage: Eukaryota; Metazoa; Arthropoda; Insecta; Diptera; Drosophilidae
Product: cobalamin trafficking protein CblD
Exons: 3
Coding region: 449-1315 (288 amino acids)
Biological process (GO): cobalamin metabolic process
Cellular component (GO): mitochondrion
Source: RefSeq, a predicted model, not a curated record